UCUCUCUCUCUCUCUCUCUCACACAUUACUCUUUUGAUUCAGGGAUACAUUGAAGAAGCAAAGAAGAGACUGGACAUAUCUUUUCGGUAAACACAAAAGAUACUCAUCCUGUGCAUUGGAGGGAUAAUAUUUACAGUAUGCAGACCCAAAAGGCAAGAAAUGGAUCUCCUGAUGUUCCCAAGAAGGUGUCUCCUCGAGCUGCUCGGCCACUGAAGAUACCAGCGCUAGUGCCUGACUCUUCUUCAUCUCCUAUCUCAGCUAAUAGCAAAACACCAAAGGAGAAAAGUCCAAAAGUUCCGGACCGUAGGUCUCCACGCAGCCCUGUCUCCGAGAAGAAGAGGCCAAGUAGAAUAACAGAGCUUGAAUCACUAGUCUCGCAACUUCAAGAGGAGCUGAAGAAGGCAAAAGAUCAAGUAACAGUGUCUGAGACAGCAAAGAAGCAAGCAGAGGAAGAAGCAGAAGAGUCCAGAAAAGAGCUACAAGAAGUUUCCUCUAAGCUCCAGGAGACUCAGAAUCAGUGUUUGGAAGUCUCAGCAUUGGAGGAAGAAACCGAUAGAACCAUUGCUCUUGAUCAUCGAAGUGUACCUCAGGAAUGUGAUUUGGAGUCUGGUGCUGCUGCUGAUGAAAGGAGAGGGUUGGCCGUUGUUGCUCAGGAGAUCAGACAACUCAAGCUUCAGAUUGAGACGGUGGCUUCUUCUGAAGCUGGUCAUGUGAAACAGGCUGAGUUGCGUAACUCGGAGAUUCACCUUCUGAGAGGAAACUUGAUGGACACACUUUUCCUCGUUGAGAAUUUUAGGGACCAGCUUAAGGACUGUGAGGUAUCAGAGGCUGAAACUGAGGCUUUAGCCACCGAAACACUUAGGCAACUGGAGAAUGCUAAAAAGGCAGUAGAGGAACUGAAGUCAGAUGGCGCAAAAGCAGUUGAGAGUUAUAAGAAGAUGGCAUCAGAGCUUGAACAGACAAAGUCAAGGAUGGUGUGGCUUGAAGGUCUUGUAACUAAGCUUCAUGCCAAUCCGGAGGAUUUGGAAACUCUGCUUAAAGACUAUGGGGAAUCACAAGAAGUAUCUUCCUUAAGAUGUGAGGUAGAGAGACUGAGAGCAGCUCUAGAAGCUUCUGAUAGAAAAGACCAAGAGGGGAAUGUAGAGGCUUCUUCUAGGUUAAGGAUACAAGCUGAACUCCAGUCUGAACUGAAGAUAGCUAGAUCCGAGAUAGACGAGCUAAAGGCGAGGUUGGUGGACAAGGAAACAGAACUACAGUUUGUAUCAGAGGAGAAAGAUAACCUAUACUCAAAACUGAUGAAGAACCAGAAAGAGACAGACGUUGAAGCUGAGCUGAAGCAACUCAGGGAAGCGAUUGAGAACCUGAAGGCGGAUAUGAUGGAUAAAGAGACGGAGCUCCAGAUAGUUUCAGACGAGAACGAGACGCUGAAGUCGGAUAUCCACAAGAGGGAGACAGAUGUACAAGAGGCGCUGAUGAAGUUGGGGAUUGCGAUGGAAGAGGCUGACAAGAGUAGCAAGAGAGCGGUUAGAGUCACGGAGCAACUAGAUGCAACUCAAGCGUCGAACGCAGAGAUGGAAACGGAACUGAGGAAGCUUAAAGUACAGUCGAAUCAAUGGAGAAAAGCUGCUGAAGCAGCCACGUCCAUGCUCUCUGCUGGAAACAAUAAUGGGAAGUUCGCUGAGGGAUAUGAUCAAACAACGAACUCUCCUUACUCUGAGGAGAUUGAUGAUGAAGUGACAAAGAAGAAGAAUGGGAAUGUGCUCAAGAAGAUUGGUGUUUUGUGGAAGAAGCCUCAGAAAUAAGGUGGAGAAUGUUCUCUGAUCAAGGAACUGACUUGCGCUGUGCUUCUGCUUCUCAGGUACCGUUGAUAUUGGAGUUGGAUUAUAAGAGCAACUCCUGUGACUCUGGUAUUGAUGUUAAUUAGUAGUUUGAACCAUGUUCUGAAAAAGACAAACUCAUGUUCGAAAGAUAUUUCAGCUAUGUUAAUUUUAUGACUUAAGUAUU
Molecule: messenger RNA, 2004 nt
Organism: Raphanus sativus (radish)
Lineage: Eukaryota; Viridiplantae; Streptophyta; Magnoliopsida; Brassicales; Brassicaceae
Product: interactor of constitutive active ROPs 3
Exons: 4
Coding region: 138-1802 (554 amino acids)
Source: RefSeq, a predicted model, not a curated record